AUGGGAAACUGCAUGUUUGGAGGCCUUGGAGGAGAAGGUGGCGGAGCAAUCAAAGUGAUAGCAUCUAAUGGUGGCAUCUUGGAGUUUUCAGGGCCGAUAACAGCAGGAUGCAUCACCAAUGAGUUUCCAGGCCAUGCAAUUUAUCCGAGCCAUGAUCUUUUCUGGAGACCUCUAUCUAUUCAUGAAGAUCUCCUGGCAGGACACUCCUACUAUUUACUUCCACUCAACAACACAAAAAUUGGUGGCCAAGUCGUGCGAGAAGGCCAUGUUAGAUCAAAGAGCAUCCCCUCAUCUUUUGUCACUCCUUACAGAAUGUCUUUUGAUUAUCAAGGAAUGUUAAAGAGAUCUUCCACUGAAUCUUUCUCCAGGUGUAACAAUAAUGGGUUUUGGAAAGUGAAGCUUGUGAUUAGUCCUGAACAGCUCCUGGAGAUUCUUUCACAAGAGACUCAAACUGAAGAAUUGAUUGAAAAUAUGAGAGCAGUAGCAAAAUGUGGAAAUGGGAUCUUAUCAUCUGCUGGAUUUUCAGAUCAGUGGAGUCUCUCUAGCAGUAGGAAUGCUUCAUCUAAGCAAGAUGGACUAUCAGACAUUUAG
Manihot esculenta (cassava) is the source of this 591-nucleotide messenger RNA. RefSeq lists its product as uncharacterized. The record is from RefSeq and is a predicted model, not a curated record. The transcript has a single exon. NCBI's taxonomy places the organism in Eukaryota, Viridiplantae, Streptophyta, Magnoliopsida, Malpighiales, Euphorbiaceae. Bases 1 to 591 code for a protein of 196 amino acids.